This is a messenger RNA of Aethalodelphis obliquidens (Pacific white-sided dolphin), 2178 nucleotides long. RefSeq names its product basic leucine zipper nuclear factor 1 (gene BLZF1). Gene Ontology annotation, cellular component: Golgi membrane. The transcript has 7 exons. Bases 337 to 1542 code for a protein of 401 amino acids. Lineage: Eukaryota; Metazoa; Chordata; Mammalia; Artiodactyla; Delphinidae. Gene Ontology annotation, biological process: Golgi organization; Golgi to plasma membrane protein transport. The record is from RefSeq and is a predicted model, not a curated record.
GGUUCAUCCAGUUUUCACUUACUGAAGUCUUACAGAAGAUGUUCUGUGUUACUUGAGUUUAAACGCACCACAGAGUGUGUUUACUUUUUUCUUUUGGAAAAGUAUUCCGGAAACGAAACCCUGAGUAAUCGGAAGUGAUUAUUUGUGAACCAGAAGCUUGAUGUCACCAAGGCCUGGGCGGAUUGGCUUCCGAGUGCAAGAGUUGUGUGUGGAGAAGUUAGCCCAGUGAGAUCUAGACGAAGAACCUGUAAAGUGAGGCUCCCUGCAAUAGGAAGAGUAAGAGUCUGAGAGGUUUUUUAGUAGAAGUCUUGGGGUACAUUUUUAUUGGUGAAAAAAAUGACUACUCUUGAAAGUUUAGAAACCAAAGUCAUCCUUACUUCAUCCCCAAUUCGAGGAGCGGGAGAUGGAAUGGAAACUGAGGAACCACCUAAAUCUAUUGAAGUUACUCCUGGAAUCCAACCUAUAAAGCAUCACAUCCUUCCAAGUCCACGAAAGAAAGCAGUUCCGUCAGAGAGCCCAGGCGUUCUUCAGCUAGGGAAGAUUCUCGCUGAAAAAGCAGUGGAAGUCGAAGCUGUAAGAAUAUUAGUUCCCAAAGCCGCUAUAACCCAUGAUAUCCCCAACAAAAAUGCAAAGGUUAAGUCUCUGGGACAUCACAAAGGAGAAUUCCUUGGCCAGCCAGAGGGAGUUGAAGAACCCAGAAAGGAACUAUCCGAGGUAAAGAAUAUAUUGGAAAAGCUCAAGAACUCUGAAAGGAGGUUACUACAGGAUAAAGAAGGUCUUUCAAACCAGCUCAGAGUACAGUCCGAGGUCAAUCGUGAGUUAAAAAAGCUGCUGGUGGCUUCUGUUGGGGAUGAUCUUCAAUAUCACUUUGAACGUCUAGCCCGUGAGAAAAAUCAGCUUAUUUUAGAAAACGAAGCCCUAGGUCGAAACACAGCUCAGCUUUCCGAACAGUUAGAACGGAUGUCCAUACAGUGUGAUGUGUGGCGAAGUAAAUUCCUUGCAAGCAGGGUUAUGGCAGAUGAGUUAACCAACUCCAGAGCGGCUUUACAGCGUCAAAACCGUGAUGCACAGAGUGCUAUACAAGAUCUCCUGAGUGAACGGGAACAGUUUCGUCAGGAAAUGAUAACUACACAGAAGUUGUUGGAGGAGCUCUUGGUCUCCUUGCAGUGGGGAAGAGAGCAAACUUACUACCCUAACGCGCAACCUCACAGCACAGCAGAACUAGCGUUAACAAAUCACAAGUUGGCAAAAGCAGUAAAUUCUCAUCUUCUGGGAAAUGUUGGCACUAAUGGUCAAAAAAAGUUUCCAUCAACAGUUGAAUUCUGCAGCACCCCAGCAGAAAAAAUGGCUGAAACGGUUCUACGCAUUUUGGAUCCAGUAACCUGUACAGAGAGCUCAGCUGAUAAUCCGUUUUCUGAGUCUUCACCAACCACCUUACUUGCUACAAAGAAAAAUAUUGGACGAUUUCAUCCCUAUACAAGAUAUGAAAAUAUAACUUUCAAUUGCUGCAGUAACUGCCAGGGAGAACUUACUGCCCUUUAACAGUCAGUAUGUUGGAGGCACACUACAGAGUCAUUAUAAUUUGGCAGCUGGGGUUCUUUUAAUGCUAGAAGUAUUAUCACUUUCUAUUUAAAUAAUAUAUAUCCCCAAAGAUGUUUCAUGUACUGGACUCUGGAUUACCCUUUCUUAAUAAAUAUCUCAGGGUAAGAAAAAAGUGAAACUGUGUAGAUAUAUUUGAAAUAGACAAUACAGGCAUUACAGGAUGGUUUUCCUAAAGGACUAAAAGAACGAUUCUGUACCUUUCUUUUAGGCUCUAAUUUAUUAAUCUUGCUAUAUAUUUUACAUAAGCAAAUUAAUUUCUGUACUCUAAAGCAAGGAUUGGCAGACUACAGCCUUGGGUCAUAUGCAGCCAUACCCAUUCAUGUACUGUUGUCUGUAGUUGGUUUCAUGUGCUACAACAGCAGAAUUGAGUAGCUACAACAGGGUUUGUAUGACUAGCAAAGCCUAAAAUAUUUACCAUCUGGUCCUUUACAGAAAAAGUUUUCUGACCUCCACUCUAAAGUAAAAGUAGCUGGCAGGGGUCGGGGAGGGAGUGGGGUAGGAGUCCUUUCCCUUUUUGGUGAUUUUUAGGGGCUACAGAAGAGUCUUAUGGAAACACUGUGGGUGAAGGGACUACUU